AGCUGCGCGCGCACUCGCUGCUCUCUUUUGUGUGACGUUGUGUUGAUUCGCAUCUACGCUCUCCUUCAUCCUCACGUGGCCGCUUCCAUCAAAUGCAGGUGACACCACGUUGAGGUGACACAAAGCAUUACUAACAGCACGCCGCGCCUGCUAGGAAGAAGUCGCACUCCAUGGCACCGCACUCUACACCUUCAUCAGAUCCAAUGGGCUCCGUGCCCUUGGGCACUGGCACUUCGGCGGCUCCUGGGCCUGCCGCUGUGUUCCCCGCCGUUUCGGUCAAGGAGUUGACCGAGUUUAUGCCCCAGAUCGGCCUCAACCUGUCGCCGGAUGAAAUCGCCAACCCCAGUGCUACAACCGCGCACAAAGUGUUCAUUGCCUUUUUGCAGGCGCUAAGCGGCAUGGACGAGGAGACGGUUAGCAGGCAGAAGACCAGGGCUUUGGGUCAGAUGGAGUACAAGGAAAUGUUCGAGUCAAGCUACUCUCAGCUCGUGCUUUUCAGGGAAAUCAAGGAGAUGCUCUCCUGCGCAAUGAUUCACGACUUUGGCCUCUCAGACAUGACGCGGCCUCAGAAGAACAGGUUCAAGCGACAGCUCUCGGCGCUGCAUAAUUUUAUGCUGCACAGGCACGAUCGCAUCCAAGAGUUUGAUGAGCUUGUCGGGAGGAGUGAGGAUCUGGUCGCUGAGCGGGAUCAGCUCAAGAUGGAGCUUGCACAGAAGGAGCACGAGCUCGCCAAGAUCAAAGAGCAAGAGAAGAUGGAAGUACCAGAAGUGGAGGCCGUGCUUGCACACAACAUGUCACUACAGGAGACGCUUGAACGCCUGAAGAUCGCACAAGAGAAGGGAAUGCGUGAGCUUGAGCACUUACUGGAGACAAAGGACGCCUACGAGAAGGAACGCAUUGCGAUCGAAGAGCGGAUCCACGAAUUAAUAACAGAUGUGGAGAGGCUGAAGCAGAGGAUCCGACAGAGCCCCGACGAGUUGAUGAAGAAGGUCAAGAAUGUUGAGGGGAAGCUGGGCAAGGCGAAGUUGGAGCUGGAGGAGAAGGAGAGGAUCCUCAAGAGUCAGACCAAGAAGAGGCAUGGUAUGCUCAUCAUUGAGGAAGAAUUGAAAGCGCUCAUGACUGCGAUGACAUCGGUGCAAGCCGAGCUCCAACGCACGCGCAAGGAGGCUUCAUCGCUAGAUGAGCUGUCGACGCUCAUCACAUCAAAUGAGUCAGAGCUCUCUGAGCUGACGUUCCAGCACAAGCAGAUGCAGCAAAAGAUCUCGGUGGACACUGCGCGCGCGGAGCGUUUGCGGGCAGCGCUGGAGCAGAAGAGGGACAUGUGGAAGCGCAGGAACGAGGAGCUUGGCGCAGUCGUCCAGGAGAAGCAGGCGCUCAAGAAGGGUCUUUUCAAGGAGGCUGGCGAGAAGGACAGGCUGUGCAAGGAGGUCGAGAGGGAGAUUGAAGAGAUCCAUCUCCAGCACCGCGCGCAGAUCCUCAAGAUGCAAGAAGAGAAGGAGAGCUUAUCAAGGCUGGCAGACUCGUACAUGACAGCUAUCGGACAGAGCCUUGGGAUUGCUGUCUAGAAACGAAUCACACCCCUACCACUUCGCUCCAACCUGUGCGGCUCUUUCUCUCGACUGUUCUUUAUUGUCAUGAUCCGUGUAAUUGUAUGUUACCUUGUGAUAUGAUUCGCGUUCCCUCCC
Molecule: messenger RNA, 1685 nt
Organism: Tilletiaria anomala UBC 951
Lineage: Eukaryota; Fungi; Basidiomycota; Exobasidiomycetes; Georgefischeriales; Tilletiariaceae
Exons: 6
Coding region: 171-1565 (464 amino acids)
Biological process (GO): kinetochore organization; mitotic spindle organization; meiotic chromosome segregation
Cellular component (GO): kinetochore; Ndc80 complex
Molecular function (GO): protein-containing complex binding
Source: RefSeq, a predicted model, not a curated record